AUGACAACCGAUCAAAAGUCUAAAGAUUUUUUUAUCGGCGUGGACGUAGGGACGGGCUCAGCUCGAGCAGCCCUUGUAGCCUGCAAUGGCCAAAUCGUAGCCGAGUCAACUUACCCAACGACCACCUAUAGGGACGAUCACAAUCAUGACAUCUUCGAGCAAUCGACAACUGAGAUUUGGAACUCGAUUGCCAAGGCCUGUAAAGAUUGUUUGAGGGACGCCAAGGUCGGGCCAGAACAAGUCAAAGGAAUUGGUUUCGAUGCGACCUGUUCACUGGCGGUUACCACCUUCGAAGGUGAGCCGAUGUCGAUCACUCAAGAUCAAUGGGGUCCUGGAGAAUCCAAGAGGAACAUCAUCCUCUGGGCAGACCAUCGGGCCCGCGAUGAAGCCAACCUGAUCAAUUCCUGCGGCAGUCCGUUCUUGCAAUAUGUCGGAGGGACAAUGAGCUUAGAGAUGGAGAUCCCUAAGGUGCUUUGGUUGAAAAGACACAUGCCGCAUCAACUUUUCAAUCAAUCCAUGUUUUUCGAUUUGCCUGAUUUCUUGACUUAUCGAGCAACUGGUAAUCUAGCCCGGUCCAACUGCUCAUUAGUUUGCAAAUGCUCUUAUGUUCCUCCUGAGGUUGAAGGUCAUAAAGGUUGGAAUGCCGAUUUCUUUAGGAAGAUUGGACUGCCCGAAUUUGUUGAAACCGACUUCAAACAGGUAGGCGGUUCUCCCGGAAAACAAGGAUUAAUUCUGACUGCCGGACAGCCCGUUGGUAUGGGUCUCACUGCGAAAGCAGCCGGCGAUCUGGGGUUACUACCAAGCACGCCAGUUGGCUCGGGUGUCAUUGAUGGAUAUGCUGGUUGGAUGGGUGUCGUCGCUGCGAAGAUGGAAGGUGAAAAGGACAGCGAUCUCGGGACGAGUCAGCACCGGCUAUGUGUGAGCGCUGGCACUAGCACCUGCCAUAUCGUCCAGAGUCCAGAUCCUGUUUUCGUCCCAGGUGUUUGGGGCCCUUACUUGCACGCAGUCUUCCCUGGAUAUUGGAUGAAUGAAGGCGGACAAUCUUCGACCGGACAAUUGUUAGAUUUCAUUAUUGAUACCCAUCCAGCGGUCAACAAAGUUAAAGAUUUGGCGCAAGCAAAAGGUGUCGAUCAUUUUGUAUUUCUCAACGACACUUUGAAGCAAGCCCAACAAGACAAAAAAGCACCUUUCUUGACUUAUCUCACCAAAGAUUAUUAUUUAUAUCCGGAUCUACAUGGGAAUAGAUCUCCCUUGGCUGAUAGCGCUAUGAAGGGCAUGCUCAUUGGGAUGUCACUCGACAAGGGUGUAAUGGAUUUAGCCUUACGGUACUUGAUCACUUGCGAAGCAAUUGCUUUACAGACCCGACAAAUCGUGGACAAGAUGAACGAUCAAGGCCAUAACAUCAGCGCGAUCUUCAUGUCAGGCGGGUUAGUCAAGAAUGCUGUCUUGAUGCAGUUGAUAGGUAAGGUUACACGUCGCGUGUCGAUUGAUGGUGUGCGACCAAAUCCCAGCCUGAUCAUGAAUUCUGUGUUGAACUCGAUGGUAAUAACUAUCCAGCAAACAUAUGUGAUGUCCCGAUUCAACUGCCAGCUUCACAUUCGGCUUCAGUUGUUUUGGGUUCAGCCAUGUUGGGAAAGGCCGCCUAUGUAUCCACUCAACUAUCGCAAUCCCAAGUGAUUUCCAAGCAGGAGAUCGCCGAGGAGAGAGCCCAACAAAUGAAAUAUAAGUUGUGGGAGAUUAUGGUUGGAAUGUCUAGACCUGGUACAACCAUCAAACCACAUUUGACUGAGCAAGAAAAGAAAUUGCUGAACGUCAAGUACAAGAUUUUCAAUGAAUGCAUCGAUCUGCAGAGAAAAUGGAGAAAGGACGUUCAAGACGCUUUGAGUUGAACAAACAACGCCUCGGACUGUUUUUCUCUUCUUGUAAUUAAAAUAGGAGGACACAACAAGACUGCAAGCGCC
Molecule: messenger RNA, 1961 nt
Organism: Puccinia graminis f. sp. tritici CRL 75-36-700-3
Lineage: Eukaryota; Fungi; Basidiomycota; Pucciniomycetes; Pucciniales; Pucciniaceae
Exons: 8
Coding region: 1-1677 (558 amino acids)
Biological process (GO): carbohydrate metabolic process
Molecular function (GO): kinase activity; phosphotransferase activity, alcohol group as acceptor
Source: RefSeq, a predicted model, not a curated record